AUGGCUCCAACAAAGUACUCUGAUCGCACAAUUCCGACCGUUUCUCUGGCGAACUUCGACAAUCGGAUCGACGAGAUCACAAAGCAGCUUGUCGAUGCAGCAGAGAACGUUGGCUUCUUCUGCCUCGUGGACCAUGGCAUCUCGCGUGAACAAGUCGACAAGAUCUUCGAUGCUUCAGCUGCAUUCUUCUCUCUGGACGACGAUGUAAAGGCUCAAGUGCCUUUCUCUGCUCAACACAAUGCUGGAUGGGAGAAGAACGCUCAGAUACGACCCUCUACAGGGGCCGCGGACCAGAAGGAGUCUUAUCAGAUGCAAUUUGGCUCAAACAUGGACGGGCGCUGGCUGGCAGAGGAAACGCUGCCAGGCUUCCGGGACGAGGCGCUGCAUUUCAUGCGGUUGGCGCAAUCCGUGUCCGAGCACUUGAUGGUGUGCUUCGCACGAGGGCUGGGCUUUCCGGACGAUUACUUCAUCAAGGCGCACGACAUCAGCGAGCCCGACUCACAGACCGUCGGCCGCCUCCUGCAUUACUUCCCAACGCCCGAAACAAACGAUGGCAAAGUUCACCACCGCGCGGGCGCGCACUGCGAUUGGGACUUUGUGACGCUCCUCUUCCAGAAAGCCGGCCAGUCCGGACUCGAAAUCUGCCCCGGCCGCGAAACGACCUCCCGAUUCGGCGAGUCCGACGUCUGGACCAAAGUUGAGCCCGACCCAGACUCCAACGCCAUCAUCUGCAACAUCGGCGACCUCCUCAUGUCGUGGUCCGACGACCGCUUCAAGUCGACGCUGCACCGUGUCAAGGCGCCGUCUGAGCCGGGUGACUUCUACGGCGAGAGAUACAGUAUCGCAUUCUUCAACCAGCCCCGGAUGAGCGCGCAGAUCCAGGGACCGAAACAAAAGUACCCCAUGCUCACAGGCGAGGAGUUUACGAGAAAUGCCAUGCAGCGCAACUUCAAAGCCGUCUUGGAAGCAAAGGAGAAGCAAGCUCAGCGGGCGGUAGGUCCGGGAGUGCCGACUGCCACGUCGGUGUCGGUGGGAGCUUGA
Molecule: messenger RNA, 1041 nt
Organism: Cyphellophora europaea CBS 101466
Lineage: Eukaryota; Fungi; Ascomycota; Eurotiomycetes; Chaetothyriales; Cyphellophoraceae
Exons: 1
Coding region: 1-1041 (346 amino acids)
Source: RefSeq, a predicted model, not a curated record